Molecule: messenger RNA, 1194 nt
Organism: Penicillium vulpinum
Lineage: Eukaryota; Fungi; Ascomycota; Eurotiomycetes; Eurotiales; Aspergillaceae
Exons: 5
Coding region: 1-1194 (397 amino acids)
Biological process (GO): regulation of synaptonemal complex assembly
Source: RefSeq, a predicted model, not a curated record
AUGCUUCAAAUUCGUGACUUUGGUUGCAAGGCUAACUUGGCUACCCUGAACAGAUUUGCAAUCGCUCUUCUUUCCGAAGAGCUGUCCAAAGGUUUUACCCUCCGGCUCGGAAACUGUGUUGAGGCUGUACUCCAGAGUGCCCUGUCUUAUGCAAAAGCAAAUAGCAUGUUUGAGGGUGGCGACCAGCAGGUCUCAGUCACCCAACUGCAAUGGCUGUACUUCGCAACUUACAAGAUUGCUUUGAAACUUAUGAAGUCUUCCGAAUUCCUCUGGACGACUUCUGUCCUAGACUACUCCACAGAUUUUGCGCUUCAGUAUCGCCAGGUUGCAUACCCUGAGAUGGACUCCAAGGCACCCAGACCGCAUCUCUUUGCGGUUGCUUACCUCCAUCUUCUUGCUAUGACCCUUAAAGCCCGCUGCGAGGGCGAUCCGGCUCAAAAGGCAUCGCACUACGAGCAAGUACGCGCCUGUUUCCAGCAACUCGAUGGGUUGCACGGUUGGGAGGAUGAUGAAGAAGAGACAGAUGAGGACGCAAAGGAGAAAGAGGACAGUCAUCAUGAUAUUGCGCAAUUCUUCGACCUUGAGGCUGCUAUGCACCUCAAGGAAUGGGACAAUAUCGCCAGCAUAUGUGCAUCCGACGGCGCAUUCGCUGAUCCGGAGUUUUAUGCGCCAAUCGUGGACAUGACUCUCCAAUUGGAUCUACCGCCUAGACUGGCGAUCCUGAUCAUCAAGGACGAUCCCCCUACCACAUGGCAACGCGAUUUCCAGGUUUCUUUGCCCCGGUACCUCCAUUGUCUAUUCACUCUAGCUAUUGCGCCGGCUAAAGACACAGACGUCUCUGGAGUUGCCUUUCUCGAUGUCGAAAUGGCAGACUCCAAGGUUGCUGAAGAAGUGCUCGAUCAAAUCCUGGCAAUGGCAGACGAAGGGGGAGGCGUCGAAGAACAUCAAGCCCUGAAUUCCAUACAGGCCGGGUUGGGGCUCUCUAAUGUGUUUACAUAUCCAGCUGCGGAGUUGAUCAAGAUUGCUACUGUGGCUUUCAACAAGGCUACUGACUUUUACCGUGCUACCCGGGACGAGGACUGUCAGCGUUGGGCGGGCAAGGCUAUUCGUAUUGCCCAGCUUGCGCCUGGUACCCAGGGCACACAGGUGGUCAAUAUGCUUCAGUCUAGGCUAGGCAGCUUGAUUGGAGUCUGA